Fraxinus pennsylvanica is the source of this 426-nucleotide messenger RNA. NCBI's taxonomy places the organism in Eukaryota, Viridiplantae, Streptophyta, Magnoliopsida, Lamiales, Oleaceae. The record is from the annotation of a GenBank genome assembly.
AUGAACAAAAACAUUGGGAGCGGUGGACGGGACGAUGAAGAAGAAGGGGAACGCAACGAUGAGCCUAAAGAGGGUGCAGUUGAAAUUCCAUCUCAUAGAGCAAGAGGAAGGCCACAACAUUCAAAGAACAAGCCAAAACCUCCUAUUUUUGUCACUAGGGACAACCCUAAUGCCCUCCACAACCACGUUAUGGAGGUGGCGAAUGGGUCGGAUGUCGCGGAGAGCAUCGCCCAGUUUGCGAGGAAAAGGCAAAGAGGAGUUUGUGUACUGAGUGCAAAUGGCAUAUUAUAUACUGGAAAAGAUGAUGGAUCGCCCAUACCCCCAUGUUGUUGUGCAAAUCCAUUAAUUCCCAGACCUGGAGUUGAUCCGUCGCCACCGCCACCGCCAAGGUGUUGGUGCAAAAAUUCGGUGGCCACGGUGGUUUGA